Messenger RNA from Carica papaya (papaya), 1498 nucleotides. It is a transcript of the gene KCR1, whose product is annotated as beta-ketoacyl reductase 1. Gene Ontology annotation, molecular function: ketoreductase activity. Lineage: Eukaryota; Viridiplantae; Streptophyta; Magnoliopsida; Brassicales; Caricaceae. Gene Ontology annotation, cellular component: endoplasmic reticulum. The record is from RefSeq and is a predicted model, not a curated record.
GUAACGUUGGUUUUCAGCUCAUCUACUUCACCCGCCUCCCAAAAGAAGCCAAUUUUUCUCUGCUAUCUUCACAUUCAAUGCUCAUCCGUCCCUGUAAUACCUGUCCAUUAAGCAACCCUCUUCUGUUUCCUCGACAAAUCCGCCUCUUCUCAUUCAAAUCACCUCCCAACUUUAUAUACCUGUAUGCACUUGCCUUAACCAAACUCCAUCAGGCAACCAAGCUUCCACGUUGCUUCUUGCUCUAUUUAUACCCUCCAAAUAAUACCCACUUCUUAGAUCUCCUUCUUUACCAGCUCAGAUCCAUAUAAUCCGCGUUCCCUGCUACUAUGGAGUUCUGUGUCUUGGAGACCCUCAAGUCUCAGCCUAUCUGGCUUACCGCACUCUUCAUUUUGGGUUCUCUUUCUCUUCUCAAAUGUUCUUUAUCUAUUCUUAAAUGGGUUUAUGUUACUUUCCUUAGACCCGCCAAGAAUCUGAAGAAGUACGGCUCGUGGGCUUUGGUCACAGGACCCACUGAUGGGAUAGGCAAAGCUUUUGCUUUUCAGUUGGCUAGGAAAGGGCUUAAUCUCGUAUUGGUUGGUCGCAGUCCGACUAAACUGAAGGAUGUUUCUGAUUCAAUUCUAGCCAAAUACCCCAAAACCCAGAUCAAUACUGUAGUUGUUGACUUCUCUGGAGAUCUCGAUGAGGGUGUUACAAGGAUUCGCGAGGCUAUUGAGGAAUUGGAUGUUGGUGUUUUGAUCAAUAACGUUGGUGUCUCAUAUCCUUACGCGAGGUUUUUCCAUGAAGUUGAUCAAGAGUUGUUGAGGAAUUUGAUCAAGGUUAAUGUCGAGGGAACCACCAAGGUUACUCAGGCUGUUUUGCCAGGGAUGCUACAGAGGAAGAAAGGUGCAAUUGUGAAUAUUGGCUCUGGUGCUGCUAUUGUUAUUCCUUCUGAUCCUCUUUACGCCGUUUAUGCUGCCACGAAAGCGUAUAUCGAUCAAUUUUCGAGGAGUCUGUAUGUUGAAUACAAGAAAAGUGGGAUUGAUGUGCAGUGUCAGGUUCCGUUAUAUGUAGCAACCAAGAUGGCAUCAAUCAGGAGAUCUUCCUUGUUUGUUCCAUCGUCAGAUGGUUAUGCUAAGGCAGCUUUGCAAUGGAUAGGUUAUGAGCCUCGUUGCACGCCAUACUGGCCGCACACUCUCCUCUGGGGUUUGGCAUCCUUAUUGCCGGAGAGUAUCGUUGAUGCAUGGCGUCUGCACUUUUGUCUCGGAAUUCGAAAAAGGGGACAACUCAAAGAUGCUAGGAAGAAGGAAUAGAUAUAAUGAAGGAAUAGUCAGUCAGGCUGAUUUAACUUGAAGUUAUGUUUGAAACAUUUCUACUGCAUCCCCCCCAAUAUAACUAUUCAGACUGCUUAAUUUUGAGUUCAGGUUCUUGAAUCGGUUUAUUUUUGCUUUCCUCAAGUGUUAUUUUGUGGCAUCUAUUUAUGUUUGUCGAGAGUAACAUUAUAAAUUUAAUAAUUUUUUGG